GUCAGACUGAGAGCACUGAGUCUGGAAAACUACACAUCUGAAAUAGUCUCUACAUAUCUACACAGUAGACUGUUAACAUAUUGACAAACACAUCAAAAAUGAGUGAUCAAGGAGAAGCUUCUGUCACAUUACAUUCUCACAGAAGUGAAAUGGAAAAAAGGAUGAGGCACAUGACAUCUGUAGUCUUAAAUGAACUGCGGCUGGAGGACAAACUGUGUGAUGUGGUGAUCAAAGUGGGUGACGUUGAAUUUAACGCUCACAAGGUCAUUCUCUGUAGCUGCAGCACGUACUUUCGCACUCUCUUCACCGGUUCUUGGGCAACCUCAGAAAGGCAGGUCUACGUUAUCCCUGGAGUGUUGCCUGAGAUCAUGAACCUCAUCAUCAGUUACGCAUACACCCACUCUGUUGCUGUGACAAAGGACAAUGUGGUGGAGGUUCUGGCAGCUGCAGACCAGUUCUUGGUCCUGGGGAUUGUUCAGGCCUGUUGCUUCUUCCUGGAGGAUCAGCUGUGCCUGAAGAAUUGCAUCGGUAUAUGGAGGCUGGUGGACUUCUACCAUUGUCCUGACCUGAGGCACAAGGUCUUCCUCUAUAUCCUUGACCACUUUCAGGAGAUAGUUCAUGACUCACAGGAGCUCCUGGAGCUCUCUGUGCAAGAGCUGGCCACUAUCAUCAAGAACGAUUGUCUCAAUGUGAGAAGAGAAAACACAGUGUUUGAGGCCAUCCUCCGCUGGAUUAACCACCUGCCUGAUCAAAGACGAGGUUACAUCUCUGUACUGCUGCCCAAGGUGCGGCUAUGCUUUAUGACCACUGACUACCUCCAAAAUAGUGUGAUCAACAACGCUUUGGUAAAGGACAGCAUCGAAUGUAUACCCAUCAUCGAUAAUGCAUUGAGGGCAUUUAUGGAUUUUAGGGCAAAUGGACCCUCAAACCUUGACUACAGUUCCCCACUGACCCGACCACGCCUGCCUCCUGUUAUUUUAUUGGCCACUGGAGGUAAAGAUGGCAGCAUUCCAGUGACCAGCCUCCAGGCCUAUGAUGUCCGGGGUGACCGCUGGUGCAAGCUGAGCACUGAGGAGAUUUGUCGUGCUCACCACGGUGCUGCUGUCCUCAACGGCUUCAUAUACCUAAUUGGCGGCUGCAGUCGUGAAGCCCACUUGAAUACCGUGCAAAGGUUUGACCUCAUCACCCACACGUGGCACCAGGUGGCACCCAUGAACUUCUGCCGCUGCUUUGUCAGUGUCGCCGUGCUGAAUGGCUGCAUCUACGCCUUGGGAGGGUUCAAUGGACAAGCUUACUAUAACACUGUUGAGUGCUACAGGCAUGAGAUUGACCAGUGGACUAUGGUGGCACCCAUGCGUACAAAGAGGUGUGGGGCCAGUGCUACAACUCUAAAUGGCAAGAUCUACGUUUGCGGGGGUUUCAAUGGGCGUCGCAGCCUCUCUUCGGCUGAAUGCUACAGCCCGGACACCAACCAGUGGACCGUGAUCAGCCAUAUGAGAACCUCCCGAAGUGGCCUUGGGGUGGUGGCCUACAAAGACCACAUCUAUGCGGUUGGUGGCACCUUCACCGGGGCAUCCCAUCUGUGCAGCGCUGAGGCCUACGACCCCCGAACCAACAGGUGGAACAUCAUACCGUCUAUGUCAACCCCCCGUAGCUACUUUGGCAUUGAGGUGGUGGAGGACCAGCUCUUUGUGGUUGGAGGACACGACGGCUCCACCGCCAUGUUUUCUGUGGAGCGCUACGAUGAGGAGGCCGGCAUGUGGUACGGUGCCUCCAACAUGGAGAUGCCCUGCAGCGGCCUGAGCUGCUGUGUGCUGCAUGGACUCUACACUGUGGUGGAGAAGUUGUUCCCUCGUGAUGCUGUGACGCUCACCAAUGUGGAGGAAGCUGCAGGUGGAUCCAUCUGACCCUCAGCUCAGUCCUGACACACGUCAUCCAUCCAUUAACUUCAUUUUAAAAGAAAUAAAAAAUAAAAAAAAUUUAUUCAUCCUUUGAAAGAAGAGGCACUGCUAUUAUUCCCUUAUAUGUACAUAAAUAUAUAUUUUCAUAUAUGUUUUAAUGUAUAUUUAUUUAUACUUUUACUUAUUAUAAUGUAUACAUAGACCAUAGUUACCUGUGUCUACAUUAAUUUGACUCUCUGGCUCCACCUGAAGGAUUUUUCAGUUGCACUACUUGAUUCAUUAUUUUUGCACUUAUAUAUUCACAGAUAUAUUUGCACAAUUCAUUUAUACAGUCUAAG
Messenger RNA from Thunnus maccoyii (southern bluefin tuna), 2239 nucleotides. Its product is annotated as kelch-like protein 10. The coding region runs from base 99 to 1907 and encodes 602 amino acids. Gene Ontology annotation, molecular function: protein binding. The record is from RefSeq and is a predicted model, not a curated record. NCBI's taxonomy places the organism in Eukaryota, Metazoa, Chordata, Actinopteri, Scombriformes, Scombridae. The transcript has 5 exons.